GCUUCGCGUCUUGAUGCGUCGCGUCCGUCACUUGAUACCCGAACAUACAAACCUGGAGAUGCUCUCAGUAUCUACCGGACGUGCUGGAUGCUAUAAUGGGCUAAUCCAAGUAUCGAAGAAGUCGUGUCCACGCCCGAAAAGGUUCUUGCAUUUGAGACAACAUGAAAAUGGCCAGCGCGGCCGCUUGAGAUCACCUAGAGGAUCACUCCAAGCAUGCUCAGGUGUUAUAACCACCCGAGGGGUCAAAACCCAUUCUGUUCUGAACUUGGAUCUACUAGCUCGCGAUGACAAUGCUUCUCCUGAUCAAGUUCCUACAGAAGUUGAAAAGGCAUAUCCUGCUGUGGUCCAGCAAGCCUCGGACAACAUGCAAAAGCAUCCCCAAUGCGUGUUGCUGACCCGGGUCGGUGGAUUCUAUGAGCUUUACUUUGACCAUGCAGAUACAUACGGGCCUCUUUUGAAUCUCAAAGUCGCACAAAAGAAGACAAAGGAGGGUCCCGUUUCCAUGUCAGGGUUCCCAUACUAUCAGCUUGAGCGCUUUUUGAAGAUCCUCGUCCAAGACAUGGGUAAGCAUGUCGCCAUCGCAGAUGAAUUCCCAAACGAUGCAGCAAAGAUGAUCAAGUCUGGCGGAAAUCUCUUUGAUCGAAAGAUCUCCCGCAUCAUUACCCCGGGUACUCUUAUAGACGAACAUUUUAUGGACCCAUUCCAGAGUAAUUAUCUUCUAAGUGUUCACGUCGACGCGGAUUCCAUUCAUAUUCAAAGUACCCCAGAAGGACUGGUAAUACAAAGUUCUCUGCCGGAUCGUCCUGAUACUGAGUCAGCAAUAGCUGGAUUAGCUUGGCUAGACCUAUCCAGUGGUGACUUCUUCACUCAGAUGACACCGGUAACACUUCUGUCGUCGGCAAUCGCCAGGAUACGGCCCCGGGAGAUCCUACUGGACGCUUUUCUAGAAGAUCCUCGAUACUCUAAGCUUGUACAACCACUCAAGGCAGAGGGCCACGUCCUUACUUUCCAAGAAUCACCAACAAUUGUGAAGAAGUCUGAUUGGCAGAAGAUGUUUAAAGAAGCUGUCGGGUCUUCGAGCUCGACCAAAUUCUCCCAGCACGAAGUGGCUGCAGGUGCAUCUCUCUUAGCUUAUGUAAAGACUCAGUUGCAAGGUAGUCAGACACAUCUCCAAGCUCCUGUACAGCACCAACUUGCCGACUUCAUGAGCAUAGAUCGUAAUAGCUUUCGGGCGUUGGAAAUUAGAUCAACUCAACAUGAUGGUACUGCUAAGGGCAGCUUAUUACAUGCUGUCAAAAGAACGGUAACACCUGAUGGCACUCGACUCCUUGCUAGUCGUUUGACUGAGCCCUCCUUAUCUCUUAGCGUCAUCAAUGAGAGACUUGAUCUUGUGUCACUUCUGAAGGAUCACGCCUCCAUUCGAGAGACAAUUACUGGAUACUUGCGACUUACUUCGGACAGUCCACGACUCGCAUCCAAAUUCGCUUUAGGUCGUGGAGACGCCGAUGAUCUCAUUUCAUUAGCCAAGACUAUUGAUAUUACAAUAGAUCUAGCGAAGUCAAUUAAGGCAUUUCUGGGCUCAAACGCAGUGCAAACAUCGUCGUGUUCCAAUGGAAAUGGCUCGACACUGUCUUCUUGGAGAGAUUCUCUACAAAACUUACUAAAAAGACUCUCUCUUGAUGGCCCACGUGCACUUGCCACACGUAUCAAAGACUCUAUAGAUGAGGACGGUCUCUCAAGACAACAUCAGAUGGAAGAUGAAACGACGGAAGUGCUUGAAGCUAUGGCCCAGGAUGUCGUCGGAGCGCAGGCGAACGAGCUGGAGAUCAAACAGCUCCCCAAAAGACUGCAGCCGAAGAAACAACAGCGAAUAAUCAGCAGUAGCACUUUAUCCGGUAGUAGUCAAGAGCCUUUCAUUAUGCGUCCGGACUCAAGCGACGCCCUGAAGGAAUUGCAUGAACAUCUAGAUGACUUAGAGGAGCAACAAGAUGAUCUUCAGAAUGAACUCCGUCAAACCCACGUCGCCUCCAGUCUCACUCUGAGAUGGACACCUGGGCUGGGACACAUUGCUCAUGUGAAAGGGAAAGAUCGGGACAAGCUCAAAGCCUUGGAUAACAGACAGCCCGUCAGCACAUCCAAGUCGACCAAAUCUUUCUAUAUCACUGCUUGGACAGAGUUGGGCAAGGAUAUGGAUGAGACGAGGUUCCGCAUUAGAACGGAAGAGCAACGUGUCCUGUCAAGCCUGCGACAAGAAGUUGUGCAGAAUCUUGUGAAGCUUAGAAGAAACGCUUCUGUUCUGGCUGAGCUCGAUGUUUCAUCCGGAUUUGCGGAACUUGCUGCCGAGAAAGAAUGGAUAAGACCGAUACUGAAUGAAGGCGUAUCCCACAAUAUCAGCGCCGGAAGACAUCCCGUCGUUGAAACAGGCUUAUCACGUCAAGGAAGAACCUUCACCAGCAACGACUGCACUGUCGGUGAAGACGAAAGGAUAUGGCUUAUCACUGGACCAAACAUGGCCGGCAAAAGUACUUUCCUGCGACAAAAUGCACUGAUCAGCAUCCUUGCUCAAACUGGAUCUUUUGUACCUGCCGGGAGAGCUGAAAUUGGUCUUGUAGACAAGAUCUUUACCCGCGUAGGCUCUGCUGAUAAUCUCUACCAAGAUCAAUCAACCUUUAUGGUGGAAAUGGCUGAGACAGCGGAGAUCUUGAAAGAAGCCACGCCUCGAUCCUUUGUCAUCAUGGAUGAAGUCGGCCGAGGUACCACCCCUGAAGAUGGUGUUGCAGUUGGGUACGCGUGCCUCGAUCAUCUCUACCGUAUCAACCGUUGCCGAACCAUCUUCGCUACCCACUUUCACACCCUGGCGGACAUGACGAAAGGCUUUGACAAGCUGGGCUGUUAUUGCUCAGAUGUCUCAGAGCAGGAGGAUGGCAGCUUUUCCUACGUCCAUCGGUUGCGAGCCGGGGUGAAUAGGCAGUCUCAUGCUCUCAAAGUUGCGCGAGUCGCCGGAAUGCCAGAAGAGGCGAUCAAGACAGCAGCAAAAGUUCUUGCAGACCUGAAAGUCCCGACCACCAGCUUGUCCACCUAAAUGUCGACAACUUCCUCCCCUCAUUCUGUUUUGAUUAGCCAGGUGUGAACAUGCUGCCACUAAACCGUACAGGCAAGGACACUAGCUAUAUGUAGAAGCAUUGUAAGAUACUUGUCUUUGGAUAUCGACGCAACUGUAGUAAUACUACUUUGCCAACCAAGAGAUUAUACCCCCAAAACUUGUAUAGAUACCAAUAAUUAACGCCAAU
This is a messenger RNA of Pseudovirgaria hyperparasitica, 3290 nucleotides long. Its product is annotated as DNA mismatch repair protein Msh1. Gene Ontology annotation, biological process: mismatch repair. The record is from RefSeq and is a predicted model, not a curated record. NCBI's taxonomy places the organism in Eukaryota, Fungi, Ascomycota, Dothideomycetes, Acrospermales, Acrospermaceae. Gene Ontology annotation, molecular function: ATP binding; mismatched DNA binding; ATP-dependent DNA damage sensor activity. Bases 14 to 3082 code for a protein of 1022 amino acids. The transcript is spliced from 6 exons. Gene Ontology annotation, cellular component: nucleus.